This is a messenger RNA of Baudoinia panamericana UAMH 10762, 309 nucleotides long. RefSeq lists its product as uncharacterized. Bases 1 to 309 code for a protein of 102 amino acids. The record is from RefSeq and is a predicted model, not a curated record. The transcript has a single exon. Lineage: Eukaryota; Fungi; Ascomycota; Dothideomycetes; Mycosphaerellales; Teratosphaeriaceae.
AUGCACUACCAGGGUCUGAAGGACUCCAAGCGCGACUUUCACCAGGUGAAGGUGGAGGUCGAGGCGCGUGAGAAAGAGAACAAGGCCUAUAAGGCCCAUCACGAAUCAACAGGUCCCGGAAAAUGGGAGGUGCUUUACCGACUCAUGGAGGAGAGGUAUGACAAGUUGAAGGCGGAGUUCGAGAAGGUGUCGAAGGAGUACGCGGCGCUGAGUGAGAAGGACAAGGCGACGAAAGGAGAGGGCGUGGCGGAGAGUGUGCAAGUCGAUAAAGUUCUCGGAGGUGGAGGACUUCAAGAGGAGGGUAGCUGA